AUGGGGACCUUUGAUCUGUGGACAGAUUACCUGGGUUUGGCAAACCUGGUGGGGACUCUGCAUGGAGAAGAGGAGCCCAAGACCAGGUCGGAUCCCCAGCCAAAGCCAGCUCCAGGACUGCAGGGUCAGAGGCCCAGCCCAGAAACUGCACCAGCUCUUGAACGCCUGUGCACUUUCUGCAAACACAACGGCGAGUCCCGGGCCAUCUACCAGUCCCACAUGCUCAAGGACGAGGCAGGCCUGGUGCUGUGCCCCAUCCUUCGAGAUUAUGUGUGCCCCCAGUGCGGUGCCACACGUGAGCAUGCCCACACCCGCCGCUUCUGCCCACUCACCGACCAGAGCUACACCUCCGUCUACAGCUACACCAACCGCAACUCUGCUGGAAAAAGGGUGGCCCGGCCGGACAAGGCGAAGACACAGGAUUCAGGGCAUCGCCGAGGAGGAGGAGGAGCCGGAGGAGGAGGUGCCUGUGCAGGUUCCAAAGGUGCUGGGGAGCCUUCUGGACCUUCACCCUCCUUCUGCUGUCCCUCCACUUGUGCCUAGGAGGCUGGUUCGGGGAGGAUGGGAAUGCUGCCCUCUCGGGGUCAUGGGGACCCAGGCUCGGUGGAGGCUGGAUUUGGGGGAAGAUCCAUCUGCAAGGAGCUGACUCUGGGGACCUGAUGGGGGAGCAGGGCCUGGCAGCACAGCUGAAAGAGCCCCCAGGAGGAAAGAGAUGGUCCUCAGGCACCCCCACUUUCCCGUCCUCUCCAGCCUUCAGCAUCCAGUCAGCACUCAAUAAACGCUUAU
Manis javanica (Malayan pangolin) is the source of this 786-nucleotide messenger RNA. RefSeq names its product nanos C2HC-type zinc finger 3 (gene NANOS3). Gene Ontology annotation, molecular function: zinc ion binding; RNA binding. The record is from RefSeq and is a predicted model, not a curated record. Lineage: Eukaryota; Metazoa; Chordata; Mammalia; Pholidota; Manidae.